Messenger RNA from Penicillium crustosum, 732 nucleotides. RefSeq lists its product as uncharacterized. Lineage: Eukaryota; Fungi; Ascomycota; Eurotiomycetes; Eurotiales; Aspergillaceae. The record is from RefSeq and is a predicted model, not a curated record. The transcript is spliced from 3 exons. The coding region runs from base 1 to 732 and encodes 243 amino acids.
AUGUCCGAAUCUCAGCGGUUCUUAGAACCUCUACCGUUAAACUACAGCCUGGCGAAAAGGAAACUCCGCAUCCUGAUGUUCUGGGUACUGGUGUUUCUUGACUCGUUUCUCUUGCCCAUCGGGCUCUACUACCUCCUAACCAGAACCACGACAUGGUCAUCUACGACUAUCUUUACUGUCCUGACUAUGACCUUAUUCGGAACAUUUGUGACCGAAUCAUUGCAGAGAUCGUGGAAUCUUUGGCGGAAAAACUCCAACUGUCGCGUUGCCAACUUUGAUUUCACCCACUGGAAUGUCCUUGUCUCUUGGGUUAUCAUCAUAGCCGAACUCGUCGUCGGAACCAUCCCAGACCCACCCUGGAUGCGGAUCUUGGCAAUGCCAGUGCCUUCAAUCUUCCUUGUCUUCGCACUCGAGAUGCUAGUAUUUGAGACUAUGUACGUUUACAAGCUGCCUGCCCCGUUCCGGAUUUCCUCCGUUCCUAAAGGGGAACCUAUGCGUCCCGCUCUGUAUCCACUUCUGGAAGACAUCAUCGCAGUAGAUGGCAAAGGAGGAACAAGGUUCAGGGACCGGCUAAAUCAACGAUACAAAUUCAGUCCGCCAUUUCGCAGUAUGCUGCACCGAGUGACGAUGCUAUGGGCGGUGCCUCAAGUGGUGGUAGCCGGGGGAACGCUCGCGGGGAUUUUCAUUGCAGACCGUGAACUGGCUUACACGGUAUGUGUGUCUGACUUCUAA